AUGCACCAGCCGUUCGUCAGGGAGCACAACCGCAUUGCCGUCUUGCUUUCGGACCUCAAUGCCCACUGGACUGACGAGCAAGUGUUCCAAGCGGUGCGCAGGAUUGUGGGAGCAACUCUGCAGCACAUCACCUACACUGAGUUCCUCCCCUCUAUUCUUGGCCAGGGCAUUAUUGAGAAGUAUGGCCUGGCACUGCAAUCAUCAGGGUUCUUUGCUGGGUAUGACAUCAACAUCAACGCAGGCAUUGCCAAUUCUGUGUCGUCGCAGGCCCUCAAAUUUGUGGCCUCUCUCCUGCCAAAUACUGUGGCUUAUUUUGAUGAGGAGAAGGUGAAAGAGCGUCCCAUCACAGACACCUUUUAUGCUCCCUUUGACCUUUACAAGCCCAUUAGAGGUG
Molecule: messenger RNA, 394 nt
Organism: Scylla paramamosain (green mud crab)
Lineage: Eukaryota; Metazoa; Arthropoda; Malacostraca; Decapoda; Portunidae
Product: chorion peroxidase-like
Exons: 3
Biological process (GO): response to oxidative stress
Molecular function (GO): peroxidase activity; heme binding
Source: RefSeq, a predicted model, not a curated record